UCUCACGUGCCAGAAAUGCUGUAAUCAGACAAAAUGUCAUUUAUUUCACAAAGUAGUCGUCUCACUUCCAGCUCAGUCAUGAGAAAACAAUAGGCCAUAUACUUAUAUGAUGCAGUUUCCAAAUAUCAGCCGUGACAAAGGGGGCCGAGCUUUGCAAUCAUUGUUAGACAUCCACAGGAUGUCCUCAGGAAGAAGUCAGUUCUGAGUUGUACGCGAGCAUUCGGAGAUAGGGAGGUGCAGGACAGGGAGGCUUGCACCGCACCUCCUUUCUCUUGGAGUCCUCAAGAGUCUCCCUGGAAUGUGCUGCCUUCCUAACCCAGUAUGCCAUGACCUCUCAGAAUUUAUUCAGCUGGAGAUUUAUAAUUACACAUCCACCUGGAACAAGGAUUAAGUUGACCUUCAUUAAGAGAAAAUGGAAAAGCAAACGUUAGGAAACACCCUGGAACUUGGAGCUACUUAUUCACUUUGCUGCAGACUUGGUGUUAGCUGAAAAGCGCCAGGUGGAGGAGGGCAAAGAAAGCUCUGCGCUCACGUUCGCGAAGAUUCUCAGGCUUUGAUGGCUCUUUGAAAUUUCUGGAUACCGUUCUGCCCAAAGCUGCUCAAAGCAAAGAUUGCCUUCUCUGACCACAAUCAGCAUGGAUGAUGGUACUGAGGAUUUUAUCACUUUUAAACAAAGGAGGAAAAGUCUGGGAUUGUUUCUGAAUAGCCGUUGAAUCCUCCACUUUGAUGAUCUUUGAAGCUUUUUCAGGAGGACAUUUGAAAGGGCAUUAACUUCAAGGAAGUGAACCCUGAAAACAAACAAGCUGUAUUCGGCGAGAUACACAACUCCAUUGACAUUUUGGCAUUCACAUUCGGCAAUGUAGUUUCUGACUUCCUUAUGGGAGAUGUGGACAACAGCUCAGGGUUGGGGAACCCCCAGGCCAGGAGAAGCAGGUCCUUUGACAACCUCUCUGUGGAUCCUGACGGCUAUGUUCCGGAGAGAAGGAAUCUUGUGGGUCCAGAGGUGCCACUGUCAACAGAGGAAGAAGUGGACUUGACCCUGCUGAAGAAUGACAGCGGAGUAGAGUCUGCUCUACUUUAUGCAAAGGCCUGGUCCAAGUAUAUCAAAGACCUUCUGGGAUGGAUGGAAAAGCGAGUGACUAUGGACAUUGAAUAUUCUAAAAGCUAUGCCAAACUGGCAGAGUCUGCAAAGACCCAGGCCAGUCAACAGGACUACAUGCCAUUUAGUGAUGUCUACAUUUCCGCAUUCAAGAAGGACAUCGAAUACAACCAGCUCCUUAUUCAAACUGCAGUGGCUCUUCAAACCAAUAAAUUCAUACAGCCUCUUCUGGCUCGCAAGAAUGAACUUGACAAACUGAGGAAAGACCUGAAGGAGCAGUGGCAAAGAGAGCAAAAGAAAAUGCAAGAGGCUGACUCAACCCUUCGUAAGGCAAGAGCGCUGAACACGCAGAGGAGAGAGGAGUACCAGAAAGCCCACUCGUCUAAAAGCCGCUCCCAGGAGGAGCAGCCGAACACUGGCAACAAACAGCUGGAGAAGAAGAGGAAACUCCAGGAGGAAGCUCUGCAGAAGGUGGAAGAGGCCAAAGACCAGUACCAGAACUGUUUGGCUGAUGCUGGUGUCAGAAAAAUGGAUUUGGCCAACGCUAAGAGAACAAUCCUGUCACAGAUCCGAGAGAUGGUCUUCCAGUGCGACCUCACACUCAAAGCGGUGACAGUAAACUGGUUUCAGAUGCAGCAAGCACAAUCUGUGGCGCUCCCUGCCCACUUCCAGGCCCUGAGUGAGAGUGCCAAGCUGUAUGAACCAGGAGGGUGCUACGCCGAGUUUGUUCAGAACCUGCCCAAAAACCUGCCCAAAGAGCACCUUCAGUCAGACUCAGUUUCUGACAUUUCCAGGUUUGCAUUCAGCAAAAGAUCACAGGGCAGCACUCACUCCUCUCAUGGCAACCUGUCUCAGGAAUCCGUCACUUCCUGUGACGCCUUGGUGGGGGAUGAAAUGGACCGGCCUGCACAGAUCAGUAAAAGUAACAGCAGCACUGACAUACGAGCACUGAGGAGCCAGGCCCCGCUGAGAGCCUGGGCCUCCAGCAGUCAGGGCAGCCAGGGCGGGAUGUGCAGCGAUUCAGAAAGCGCUGGAGGCAGCAGUGAGUCCAGGUCCAUGGAUUCUCCCACAGCCAGCCCAGGUGACUUCAAACGCCGGCUGCCCAGAACUCCUUCCACUGGUACCAUGUCUUCAGCUGACGACCUGGACGAGAGGGAACCGUUCACCCCAUUAGAUAAUGGUCUGGCAGAGAUGGUGAUAGAGACGGCGAGUUCUCCCGGACCGUUUCGAAAUGCUCAAAUGUCAAAAGCGGCUCAGACACACAAGUUAAGAAAACUGCGAGCUCCUUCUAAGUGCAGAGAGUGCGACAGUCUGGUUGUUUUCCACGGGGCUGAAUGUGAAGAGUGCUCGUUAGCCUGUCAUAAAAAGUGUCUGGAGACGCUCGCCAUACAGUGUGGUCACAAAAAGCUACAAGGCCGACUGCAGCUGUUUGGGAUUGACUUUGCUCAAGCAUCAAAGAACAGCUCAGAUGGAAUCCCUUUUAUAAUCAAGAAAUGCACAUCUGAAAUAGAAAGUCGAGCCCUCAAUAUCAAGGGGAUUUACCGUGUGAAUGGUGCCAAGUCGCGUGUGGAAAAGCUCUGUCAGGCGUUUGAAAAUGGAAAGGACUUGGUUGAACUGUCUGAACUCUCACCCCAUGACAUCAGCAAUGUUCUCAAACUCUACCUGCGACAGUUACCUGAGCCGCUGUUCCUCUAUCGGUUCUACAACAACUUUAUUGGCUUGGCUAAAGAGUGCCAGCGGGUGAUAGUGGCGGAGGCCGAUAAAUGUCCGGGCAGCCAGAUUAAAGACAAGUUUGGUCCGAGCCCCCAGAUGAACGCCGUCAUUUUCAAGGUCAGAGACCUCCUCCGCCAGCUGCCCGUAGCCAACUACAGGACUCUGCGGCACCUUCUCGCACAUCUGAACAAAGUUACUGAACAGGCCGAGGAGAACAAAAUGACAGCCAGUAACCUGGGCAUCAUCUUUGGCCCGACGCUGGUGAAGCCCCGGCAGAUAGACGCCGACGUGUCCCUGUCCUCCCUGGUGGAUUAUCCUUUCCAGGCGCUGAUGGUGGAGCUGCUGGUGCGUCACUUUCGCACCAUCUUCGACGAAUCUCCCCAGGCUGGUUCUGGAAUCCCCACCAGUGGCCAAGCAUCCCCCAGACUGACCCUGCAGGAGAAAGUGCGGCAGCUCAGCCGCCACUCCAUGUCCCUGAUGGACAUCAAAGAGAGUUCCAAAGUGUACAAAAGAUACUCCUCUGUGAUCCCGUCGUCACACAUUCUGGACGAGGUUCAGGAGGUCCAGCCUGGAAGAAACAAAGUUCCGGUCUCAUCCUCUGAGAAACCCAACGGGGUGCAGGCUUCAGGUGGAGCAGAAGCUCAGAGGUCGGCGUCGAACUCCUCUGCUAACACCGCGGCGCCGAAGGUUCAGCUGCGCAUCCAGCGCACCCGACAGCUGUCCCGACCCAUCAGCAUGCCUGUGGAUCGCCUGGCCACGUCUGCGCAGGUCAGCGAGAGGAACAGCCGAAACGCUUUGGACAGCGUCGACGGAAGCUGUCCUCAGCGGGACACUGAAACUAUCCUGGAGAUGCCCGAGCCGGAGAAGACUCGUCCAAGCAGCUCGUCCAGAGUCAGCACCUAUUUCAUCACUCCUUUUAUCGACACACAGACAAUGCAGAGGAAGACGUGGGACAAGAAAUACAAGCACUAUCAGGUGACGCCCAGGACUGCUAUGAUAGUCGCCAAUCUGCCCCCCUCUGGCGCUGGACUGCAGCCCGUAAAGGCAACCGUGCCCGUCACCGUCACCCCGACUACAACCACUGCUGCUGUUGUCUCCACCACGAGCAGCGUGAGCACCGUUUUCUCCACUAACGUCAGCGCAGCGUCAGUCAAACCUGUCAGGACUUUCAUAAAAGAAAAGAGCACAGACGACUCAGUGUGUUUGUCGAACAGUUCACCAAAGCUUCCACUAACACUCAGGGCACCACGGACUCUUCAGCCCCCGCCUGGAACUUUCUACAAACCCCCCGUUUCUAACAGCAGCAAAGCUUGGACACUGCCCACCUGGACUCCCACUACAGUCUCCCCCUCACUCAGUCCCCUGUCAGUGCCCUCCUCCCCUGCCCUCACACAGUCCCGCCACCAGACACAGGACUCUACAGACAGCGCCAUCGACCCCGGGGUCUCCGCCUCCCCUACCGUUUCACCCCCUCAGUCUCCUCCCCCGAGCAGCCCCGACGACCUCAGCCCCAGCGAGACUAAACCCAGACUGCGACCCCAUCGUCUGGAGGAGCACGAACAGAGAGAAGCUCAUUUUGUCUGACAACAACAACAACAAAAAAAAAACCAAAUCUGUAAAUAUGAAUUUCACUUUAUAAAAAUGUUUAUCAACAAAGACUGGGAGAAAAUGUGGGCAUGUGAACAAAAACCACAAAAGUGUUCGAAGACCAUCUGUUUUACAAGUUCCAGCUACAACAGGAGUUGGUCAGUGUAUUUUUUAAAUCCUACUGCCAACAUAACUGUUUACUGGUCUGUUUAAAAACUGUUACAUAAGUGCUGUUUUUAUAUGACACAAUAACAAUAUGGAUUCCUGUCAGCAAACAGAAGCCAUGUUCAGUGUUUGAUUUGUUACUGAAUACGUUACACCAUGCACUUGCAAGUUGGAGUUCUGUCCCCUUUAAAUUUUAAUUCGUAAAGGCCAACGUUGAAGUAUUCCUAAUGCAGUGUUCUCAAUUAUAAAUGUUUAUUUUUUAAGCCUGUUGAUCUUUUCUCAAUAUGUAAGGCUGAAAGCACAUAUCUGUUUAUAUAUUCCUACAUAUUCCCUGUUUGUCACAAUACGUUUGGCUCAUCUCAUAGCUGUGAAUAUAAAGAAGAGAAAUGACAUGCAACAGUCCUUUGCUGCAAAUUAAAAUUUAUAUAUAUUUUAAAGA
This is a messenger RNA of Austrofundulus limnaeus, 5003 nucleotides long. Its product is annotated as rho GTPase-activating protein 29. Gene Ontology annotation, biological process: signal transduction; activation of GTPase activity. Gene Ontology annotation, cellular component: cytoplasm. Lineage: Eukaryota; Metazoa; Chordata; Actinopteri; Cyprinodontiformes; Rivulidae. The transcript has 21 exons. The coding region runs from base 878 to 4396 and encodes 1172 amino acids. Gene Ontology annotation, molecular function: GTPase activator activity. The record is from RefSeq and is a predicted model, not a curated record.